AUGGCUGGGAACAAUACUGAAGAAGUGGAGGGUUCUGCGACGACGGAAACAAAGGGAACUACCAAUGCGGAGGUGCCACCAGAAUUUUUGAUAAAGCAUCCUCUGCAGAACACCUGGAGUCUUUGGUUCUAUGACAAUGAUAGAAACAAAACAUGGGAGGAGAACCUGAUAGAGCUGACCACUUUCGAUACAGUGGAAGAUUUCUGGAGACUGUACCACCACAUUAAGCUACCUUCAGAGCUGCGUCAAGGCCACGAUUAUGCAGUCUUCAAGCAAGGCAUCCGUCCCAUGUGGGAGGAUGAUGCUAACAAGAUGGGCGGCAGAUGGCUGAUCAGUCUUGAAAAAAAACAACGUAACUCUGACUUGGACCGCUUCUGGUUAGAUGUGGUUCUUCUCCUGAUUGGUGAAAAUUUUGACCAUUCAGACGAAAUCUGUGGUGCUGUGGUUAACGUUAGGGCGAAACUCGAUAAAAUUGGAGUCUGGACAGCUGAUACUUCUAAGCAGCAUGCUAACAUUGAAAUUGGAAGAAAAAUCAAAGAGCAGCUCGGCAUUCAUGGGAAAAUCGGCUUCCAAGUCCAUCGCGACACCAUGGUCAAACAUAGUUCGGCAACUAAGAAUCUGUACACUGUUUAG
This is a messenger RNA of Spodoptera littoralis (African cotton leafworm), 633 nucleotides long. Lineage: Eukaryota; Metazoa; Arthropoda; Insecta; Lepidoptera; Noctuidae. The record is from the annotation of a GenBank genome assembly.